AUAUAUUUUGACAAAAAUCAUUAUUUUCUACGUUUUACUUCAACAAAAUUUGAUAAAAUGUUACUGCGAUCUUUUAUAUCAUUAGUGAUUUUAGCACCAGUGCUGGGCGUCACAGUAUACGAUGGAGUUGACAUUUUUAUUAUCCUCUGGGGUUCAGUGGCUGGAGUUGCUACCAUGACUAUAUGUGUUAUCAUUAUAUACAUCUAUGUUAAAACAAAUACAGACAUUAUAACUUCUAUUCGACGAAAGAUAUUGACCGAGGAUAAACAAGAAACUUACGAGACACCAGAAGCGAAAAGAGACAGUCAUAUUUACAAUCAAGAUCAACCGAAUGAAGACAAUCUAAGUGAAAACCAUCAAUAUCUAGAAGUUCGAUCAUCGACCACAAGUGAUAUUACGAAGACGCAUUCGACCAAUGACGAUACUCAUAGCCAGAUACCGACCAGGCGAUGCACUGGCGAUAUUCGUAAUCAAUUAAUGUACACUGGAAAUAUUCCGAAUCGAUUAACUGGUAAAACAGUAGAAAUACAUGGUGAAGUCGAUCCAAAUCGAUCAUGGGAUCAGAAUCGUGAAACAGUAUACGAAGUUACUGACCUUGAUGACUCAAAUUGAUCAACCACAAUUGAAAACGUCAGCUAAAACACUUCAAUAGACUUCGGCUCUAUGCUUGAGUGUUGGUCUCUUUGACACAUUCCCCGUUUCCGUUUUCAAUUUUAAAUAAUAAUUUACUAUUUUAUGAGUUUAUGAGUUUGACUGUCCCUUUGGUAUCUUUCGUCCCUCUUCUUUUAGUAAAUACAGCAGCAAAAUU
Messenger RNA from Mytilus trossulus (common blue mussel), 808 nucleotides. RefSeq lists its product as uncharacterized. The record is from RefSeq and is a predicted model, not a curated record. Bases 58 to 612 code for a protein of 184 amino acids. Lineage: Eukaryota; Metazoa; Mollusca; Bivalvia; Mytilida; Mytilidae. The transcript is spliced from 3 exons.